Messenger RNA from Chenopodium quinoa (quinoa), 1555 nucleotides. Its product is annotated as eukaryotic translation initiation factor 3 subunit I-like. Gene Ontology annotation, molecular function: RNA binding; protein binding; translation initiation factor activity. The record is from RefSeq and is a predicted model, not a curated record. Lineage: Eukaryota; Viridiplantae; Streptophyta; Magnoliopsida; Caryophyllales; Amaranthaceae. Gene Ontology annotation, biological process: cytoplasmic translational initiation. Bases 160 to 1143 code for a protein of 327 amino acids. Gene Ontology annotation, cellular component: cytoplasm; eukaryotic translation initiation factor 3 complex, eIF3m. The transcript has 9 exons.
UAAUUGGGGCAGGUUAGGGCUUUUAAUAACGGGUCUCCUCUCUCUCUUUCUCUUUCUCUCUCUCAGUCUCUCCAUUGAAGCGCACUCAACCUCGCAUAUUCGCACUUUGACGUUCUCCAUUACAAACUAUUCGUUCUAAGCAGCUUCUAAGUUAAAAAUAUGAGGCCAAUUUUGAUGAAGGGCCAUGAAAGGCCUCUAACAUUCUUGAAGUACAAUCGAGACGGUGACCUUCUCUUUUCAUGCGCAAAGGACCAUAAUCCUACGGUAUGGUUCGCCGACAAUGGUGAACGGCUCGGUACCUAUCGGGGACACAAUGGCGCGGUCUGGUCCUGCGACAUCUCUUGGGAUUCUUCCCGCCUAAUUACCGGAAGUGCAGACCAGACUGUAAAGCUCUGGGAUGUCAAAAAGGGAGAGGAAUUGCAUACUUUCAAGUUUGACUCUCCUGCGAGGUCAGUGGACUUUUCAAUUGGUGAUAAAUUAGUCGUUAUCACUACUGACCCUUUCAUGGAGAAGACAUCUGCGAUUCAUGUAUAUCGCAUUGCAGAAGACGAUGAUGAACAGAGUGAUGAAGCUGUUCUUGUUAUGAGGGGCCCAAAUGGAAGAAUUAAUAGAGCUGUUUGGGGGCCUCUGAACAAGACUAUUAUUAGCUGUGGUGAGGAUGCUAUCAUUCGCGUAUGGGAUCCUACGACAGGCGAAGAGAUAAUGUCAACAAAGGACCAUGAAAAUGGUCACAAAAAACCAAUAACAUCACUUUGUCUAUCUGCAGACAAGUCACAUUUCCUCACUGGUUCGCUGGAUAAAUCAGCUAAGCUCUGGGACACAAGAACUUUAACACUUAUCAAAACCUACGGUACAGAACAACCUGUGAAUGCUGUUACCAUGUCUCCCCUUCUGGACCACGUUGUGCUCGGAGGUGGUCAGGAGGCAUCACAUGUGACAACUACAGAUCAUCGUGCAGGAAAGUUUGAGGCAAAAUUCUAUGAUAAGAUCCUCACGGCAGAAAUUGGAGGUGUUAAGGGGCAUUUCGGGCCUAUAAAUGCCUUGGCGUUCAAUCCUGAUGGUAAAAGCUUUGCAAGUGGAGGUGAAGAUGGUUAUGUGAGGUUACACCACUUUGACCCGGAUUAUUUCCAUAUCAAGCUCUAAAUAUCUUGAAUUAGCCUUUUUACCAAGUGUAGUUUGCAACGAAACAAGAAAAUUUUCCCGAGUAAUUAUGAAGACACUGCUACUGUUUUUCGUAGAAUAGCCUAUACAGUAGCUUAUAGCGCUAAUGCUGUCCAGAAGCAGCUUAUUGUAUCUUAGCCUGGUUUGAGCUGACCUUUGUUUGCUUCAUGUGGCUUUGUUCUACUGGUGUUCUUCUGUCUUUUGGUAAUAAAUCUUGUUUUAAUUGCCCAAAAAUUAGUCCUUUUUAUUUUUGGUUCACUAUAAGAUUAGUCUGUACUCUGUAGGCUUUCUUCUAUUAAGUCGCAAAAACAGCCUUGUACUAUUAUUUAUUACGGAGUUGUAUUGUUACUAUAAAUUCACUGGUCUUCAGCAAUACAAGUUUUUGGUUGUAUCA